AUGUUAUUCAUUAUAGAAAAUGCUAUAUUCACGACGAAGUUAAGCCCUCAUUCGUCCACAGAAGUCUCAGUAGAUGAAAAAACAAUUGAUAGCAAGCCAAUACCAGUUCGUCGUCGUUCGCUUGUACGUGAGUUUUGUUUAAUUACAUCAAUUCAUGGUUUGCCUGGCGCUGCCCGAAGUACAAAUAUAUUAAAUUUUAUCUUUUGGUCGUUAUCAUUCAUUUGUUUUAUGGGUUUUCUUGUUUAUUUUGUUGUUACAGCAAUUCAAGCCUAUUUCCAAUAUCCGACAAAAAUUGAUGUAACUUAUGAAAGACAAUAUCCACAAUAUUUUCCAGCCGUUAGUAUUUGUAAUGCUUCGCCAAUUCGUUAUGAUACAUUUAUUGGAGCCUUCUUGAAUUACACGUAUCCCAACAAUACCAAUAACAUAACGACAAUUUCUUCUAAUGACUUCAGUAAUGUUUUCAAUUUUUUAAUUGAUGCUACCAAUAAAAAUCAACUAUUAGAUUCAUAUUUCUUUUCCCUUACUUCAAUGUUGUAUUCAUGUACCUUCAAUUCUGUUCCAUGUUCAGCAGCAGAUUUUAUUUCAUUUACAUCACCAACAUACGGCCAAUGCUAUACAUUCAAUGCUAAAUUAAAAAAUAGCACGAAUAGCAACAUCCGCUAUACAAAUGAGAAUGGUGGUAUUGGUGUACUACAGUUAGAUCUUUAUGUACAUAGUCAUGAAUAUUUACCUUAUGUAAACGAUGGUGCUGGUGCUGUAAUUAUUGUUCAUGAUAAUACACAAGUACCAACCAUUGAUACAUCUGGAAUAUUUCUGGCACCAGGAAGAAAACAUAAAUUAGGCUACAAAAAGAAAGUUACUAGUUUUUUAUCUUCACCCUACACAGACUGUACGAGUAGUGUUUCGGAUUCUAUGAAAGUAGCACUUGAAAGUUAUAAUGGGGCUGAUUAUAUGUAUUCUGAAAAUCUCUGCUAUGAAAUUUGUCAACAAACAUAUGUUUAUCAGCAAUGUGGUUGUGUUAGCCCAUUUUUAUGGAAUAGUCGCUCGGUUAUUUUACCAGGAACAGAUACAAUUAUUGUCGCACCUCUUUGUAAUAUGAGUAACUUAUGUUUUUCUACAGCCACAAACACACUUUUGACUUCGAAUUCUCAAAUUGCUACAUAUUGUUCGGAUUGUUCACAACAAUGUUUAUUAACGAAUUUUAUUAUUGAAAUCUCAUCUUUAAAAACACCACUCGAAUGGCAAAUGAAUUAUAUCAAAGCGUUUGUUGAAAAUUCAACGGUAUCAUUGGCCUCUAAUUGGUCGACAGCAUGGCGUGAAUAUAUUUAUGAUAACUAUCUUUCAGUAGUUGUCGCACUUGAAACGAUUACUAUCGAAAAUAAUACACAAACAUCAGUGCUUGGUGUUGUUGAUAUUAUUUCCAAUAUCGGUGGUCAAUGUGGACUUUGGAUUGGUAUUAGUUUUCUCUCAAUAUUUGAGCUUAUCGAAAUGAUCUACAUACUGAUAAAACGUGAAUAUUAUUUAAUACAACAAUCAAGACAAAGAAAAGUGGAUGUUAGUGGUUAA
Messenger RNA from Rotaria sp. Silwood1, 1566 nucleotides. Lineage: Eukaryota; Metazoa; Rotifera; Eurotatoria; Philodinida; Philodinidae. The record is from the annotation of a GenBank genome assembly.